ACUGUACGCCAUGGUUUCCCCUAUCAACCUUCAGCCUUGGCAUUUGAUCCUGUUCAGAAAAUAUUGGCCAUCGGAACUCAGACUGGAGCACUAAGGCUCUUUGGUCGGCCAGGAGUGGAAUGCUACUGUCAACAUGACAGUGGAGCUGCAGUAAUCCAGCUUCAGUUCCUGAUUAACGAGGGAGCUCUUGUGAGUGCCUUGGCUGAUGAUACCUUACACCUGUGGAACUUGCGUCAGAAGAGACCUGCUAUACUUCAUUCACUCAAAUUUAAUCGAGAACGGAUAACAUUUUGUCACCUGCCUUUCCAAAGUAAAUGGCUAUACGUGGGCACCGAAAGAGGAAACAUUCACAUUGUCAAUGUGGAAUCAUUUACUCUCUCAGGCUAUGUCAUCAUGUGGAAUAAAGCCAUUGAACUGUCAUCCAAAUCUCACCCAGGACCUAUUGUCCACAUCAGUGACAAUCCAAUGGAUGAAGGAAAGCUUCUGAUUGGCUUUGAGUCUGGAACAGUGGUAUUAUGGGAUCUGAAGUCAAAGAAGGCAGACUAUAGAUACACUCAUGAUGAGGCUAUCCACUCAGUGGCUUGGCAUCAUGAAGGAAAACAAUUUAUUUGUAGUCACUCAGAUGGUACCUUGACCAUAUGGAAUGUAAAGUCUCCUACCAAACCAUUCCAGACAAUUACUCCACACGGAAAGCAGCUGAAGGAUGGAAAGAAGCCAGAACCCUGCAAACCUAUCCUUAAGGUGGAAUAUAAAACAACUAGAGCUGGGGAGCCGUUCAUCAUUCUCUCAGGAGGCUUAUCGUAUGACACUGUAGGAAGACGACCCUGUUUAACAGUUAUGCAUGGGAAAAGUACUGCUGUGCUAGAAAUGGAUUAUUCUAUUGUUGAUUUUCUAACUCUCUGUGAAACACCAUAUCCUAAUGACUUUCAGGAACCAUAUGCUGUAGUCGUUCUCCUAGAAAAGGACUUAGUACUGAUUGACCUUGCACAAAAUGGGUAUCCUAUAUUUGAGAAUCCCUAUCCUUUGACUAUACACGAAUCUCCAGUUACCUGUUGUGAAUACUUUGCUGAUUGUCCUGUGGACCUCAUACCUGCUCUCUAUUCAGUUGGCGCUCGACAGAAACGUCAAGGUUACAGUAAGAAGGAAUGGCCUAUCAGUGGAGGCAACUGGGGUCUGAUCACUCAGAGCUAUCCAGAGAUAAUUAUUACAGGGCAUGCUGAUGGGUCAAUCAAGUUCUGGGAUGCCUCAGCAAUAACACUGCAAGUACUCUAUAAGCUAAAAACGGCCAAAGUAUUUGAAAAAGCACGGAAUAAAGAUGACAGACCUAACACAGAUAUAGUAGAUGAAGAUCCGUAUGCUAUUCAGAUCAUCUCCUGGUGUCCAGAAAGCAGAAUGCUGUGCAUAGCUGGAGUUUCUGCUCAUGUCAUUAUUUACAGGUUUAGCAAGCAGGAAGUCACCACGGAAGUCAUUCCGAUGCUGGAAGUACGUCUGUUAUAUGAAAUAAAUGAUGUUGAGUCCCCAGAUGGUGACCAAGUGCCACCUUUACCAACUCCAGGCACAGGUUCCAAUCCUCAAUCCAUUGUUCCCCAGUCACACCCAUCUACUAGUAGCAGUUCAUCUGAUGGACUUCGUGAUAAUGUCCCAUGUUUAAAGUAA
Messenger RNA from Eurypyga helias (sunbittern), 1656 nucleotides. Its product is annotated as syntaxin-binding protein 5. The annotation marks the transcript as partial. The record is from RefSeq and is a predicted model, not a curated record. Gene Ontology annotation, cellular component: plasma membrane; cytoplasm; SNARE complex. Gene Ontology annotation, molecular function: GTPase activator activity; myosin II binding; syntaxin binding. The transcript has 15 exons. NCBI's taxonomy places the organism in Eukaryota, Metazoa, Chordata, Aves, Eurypygiformes, Eurypygidae. Gene Ontology annotation, biological process: regulation of exocytosis; regulation of protein secretion.